CACCUUUUCCUCCUCCAUCAAACAAAGCACCUCAUUUCUACUCGGCCGUUGUGCCAUCUGCUUUGAAAAGCUUCAAACGGCGAGUAUCCGUCGCGUUUGAUAAUUGCAGAAGAGUUUGACGUUGAUCAACCUACUGCAUCUAUACUGGGUCUCCCGUCCUCCACUGUUCCCGUCCGUCUGGCGUUUGGAUCGUUUCCGUUUGCUGUCGGUACUUGGAUAGAAGGGCACUCAGCAUAUAAUUUGGAGGUACCCGCUUGUCCUUGGAGGCGUUCCGUUGAAUUCUCCAAGGUACUUGGUCUUUGCUCGAGCUGCCCGCAGAACCACAAGUACCCUCCCACCCCUGGCGAAUGCCCAACCCCAGGCACUCGUUUUUUUUUACACUUAGCAACUGAGGCAGCGUCCAUCACCUCAGGAAAGCACAAGCCCAGCGCCCACUUUCCACUCCCAGUUACCUCGACACUCCGCCAAAUCCAACCUACACCAACCACACCAUAUUCAUCCUACAUACUUCUUAUCUCCAACUCAUCACCGCGACAUCGACUUUCGGUCGACUAUCGCAUCGCGUAGUAUCGCAUUGCAGUGCACGCUACGCUUUUAUCACUUCUGAUUUCCUGCGAUAUUCCUUUCCGCCGAUUGCCGACGCCUGACACGAUCCUCCAAUUCCCUCUGCUCGGGCUCGCCUCCCAUUCUCGUCUCCUGGUCUCGUGGUUUCUCGCGAUCCUCGUCCCCCGCCCGACCGCGCGCCUGGCAACUUGGACCGCGUCCACGUCUCCUUCGCUGGUGAUCCCUUCGCUCGCGACCUUUGGCUUCACUGCCCGUCACGUCCACGUUGGGACGCUAUCCAGCGCUGCUCCGCCUGGUGGCACGCCCCCGUGGCUACACGAGCCCCCGACUGCUGUCGUAGCUGCAGCAGAGCCUAUAGGCCUCUCUGUCUCCUCUCCGGUUACUUCUGAACUGUCAUGGCCAUGAAUCCAAACGUUAACAUGGCCAACAUGAACCCCAUGGGUGGUCCUGUUGGAGGUGCCCCCAUGCCCAUGAUGAACAACGGCGGCGUCAACCCCCAGGCUGCUGCGGCUGCUGCCGCCGCGUCUCGCCAACAGGCAAACGAUAACCAGCGUAGCGUUCUUAACACCUAUAUCUACGAAUACUUUAUCCGCAUGGGAAUGUACGAUUGCGCCCGAUCUCUCCUUUCCAGCGAUCAACAGGUCAACGUCCUCAGUAAGGAUGGCGCGAACCGUCGUCGCGACGAGAACGGAAAUGUCAUCAACGGUGUUGGCGACGAUCCCAUGGAUACCGAUUCGAAGGACGACAUCGAUUCCAAACUUCCUGAAGACUUGCCGCCGCCGAAGCUUCCCAUGCCUGCUUCCGACACCUCUUUUCUCUACGAGUGGUUCUCCGUCUUUUGGGACAUUUACUACGCGCAGCGCGCCAAGAGCGGAAACAAUACCAUCAACCAAUAUGUUCAACAUACUCAGGUAAGCCAUCUUUUUCUUUCUGUCAUGCUGCCACCCAGGGCACUCCAGUCUGGCAUCUCACCCACUCAAUGGAUGAUGGUGUCAGAUUGACUGCCAUGCCCCUAACAUUUGGUAACCACUUUGGCUGGUGACCAAUGCUGACCCUCGGUGGCAAUGUAGCAGCAAUCCCGGCUAAAGCAGAAUCAACAGCAGGACCUUCUGCGACAGAUGAGACCAGAUAUGGCUACGCAGCAAUAUCAGAUGAUGCGCAACAUGCAGAACGGCGGCAUGAUGAACAUGAAGCAGGGCAACCUUGCCCGCGCCGCCAUGGCUAACAACCAAAACAACCCUCAAAUGAUGCUACAGCAGGCCAAGCAGAACCAGAUGCAGCGAGAUCCCUCCGGUAUGGAUGGCCAAAACAGACCCUCUUCACCAGCGUCUGGGGAGAACGCUCCCUCGCCUUCCAAGCGACAGCGCAUCGAUGGCGCACCGUUCAACCCUAACCAGCCCGGCAUGAUGCCCAAUGGCCGUCCCGGUCAAGGUAUGCCAGGCCAGCAGAUGCCCGGAGGAGCCAACACUGCCGCCGCUCAACAAACGUUACUUGCCAAUGGCAUCAAUCCUCACUCAUUACAUCCUCAGCAACUGCAGAACUUUGCCGCCGCCCCGCCCGCCGCUCAGCAAAAGUCGAUCGCGACCUACUCGCAGAACCUGCAGCAACACCAUGGUACUCAGAUGGGAGGCAAGCAGAUGCCCAAUGCCGUUCCUCAAGGCCAAGGAUCCCCAAUGAUGGCCCAGGGUCCUGAUGGAACCGCUCUCAAUGCGUUCUACAACCCAGGCGAGAUGGGAGGCCCAGGCGGCAUCCGGGCGGGACCUGGAGGUCCCCAAAACGGAGGGGGAAGCAACCAUGCCCUCCAAGACUAUCAAAUGCAGCUAAUGCUUCUAGAGCAGCAGAACAAGAAGCGACUCAUGAUGGCCCGCCAAGAGCAAGAUACUGUUGGCGGCAAUGGCAUGCCCCGAGAAGGCCAACCCGGACAACCAGGGGGUCCUGGACCCAACGGUCAGUUCCCGGAUACAUCGCCCCAGGCCAUGCGACCAGGUGCCUCACCCAACCCUGCUGAGCAGAUGAAGCGCGGCACACCCCAGAUGAACAACUCUGGCAUUCCUUCACCGGUCCCCGAAGGUGGUCAAUCCCGUGGCUCUCCCAACCCGGCCAUGAACUUCAUGGGCAACCAGAUGGAUCCCAACAUGGCACCUCACUUCUUCAAGCAGAUGGAUGGCAACAUGGGAGGCCAACCUCCGAUGAACGGCGGCAUGCGACCCCCUAGCUCUCACCCUGGUCAACCCUUCAAUGGACAGAUGAACCAGCAACAGAUGAUGGCCGCCGCACGACAACAGCAAGGCCAGCCAGGCCAAGGGCCUCAAGGAAACCCCCAGCAGUGGCAGCAAGGACCCAAUGGACAGAUGGUGCCUCAGCAGAUGCAGCAGCAAAGUCCUCAGAUCCAGGGAACUCCCCAGCAACGAUCGAUGCCUCCUCCCCAAGCACCACCUGCUGGUGCAAAUGGAGCCAACAGCAGGACAACAGCAUCCCCUCAGCAAGCAGCAGCUGCACCGCCAACUCCUAGCCAAGCUAACAAGGCCGCCCCCAAGAAGAAGAAGUCCGAGACCGCCAAGGAUAAGCGCGCUGCUGCCAACAAGAAGGCGAACCAGAACCUCAACAAUGCUGGUGCAACUCCUUCAAAUGAUAACAACGAGUCGCAGGAUACUCCAGCUCCUGCGACACCCAUUCAAAACGCCAAUGCUGCCAACUUCAAUAAGAAUGGGCAAGCUGGCAACACCGGUCAGAAUGGUCAGCCAACGACUGGCCCAGCUGCUAAUGCUCCCGCAGCUGCAACAACCGCUCCUCCUCCUCAGCCACCAGCUCCUCAGCACGACCCCAAUCAAAUGAUGGGUAUGGAUAACAGCUUUGGUCCAUUGUUUGAUGGCGGCGGCAUGGAGUUGGCCAACCCCCUCAACUCGGGUGACGUGCUCAAUGACUUCGACUUUGAUUCGUUCCUCCACGACCAAGAUGGUGAUAACUCAGCCUUCAAUUUUACGGAAGCUUUCCCCAUGGGAGAUGAGAUAGGAGCAGAUUAAUGACUUGCGAGAAGGUUUGGGUUGGCUGGCAUUACACACACGAUCUUGGGUCAGACUUAAUCAGGCAUCAUUUGUCACGGCGUUCUGAGUGGAAACUAUAUCAUGGUCAUUCGGCGAUCUGGUCCUGGAGGUGAAAUUCCCUCAUGUGGUGGCUUCAGGGGAAAAGAGCACUUUUUGUUUUUUGUUUAUGUUACCGACGCUUCCGCGGUGUUUGACUGAAACAGGUUCGACACAACUGACAUGGUUCUUUCUUUGGAAACUUCACAUCGUCCUACUUCGUCUCUUUCCUCUCCUGUCUUUUUGUUGUUGUUGUUUUUGUUACCACACUUCGUCAUUUUGCUUGCGGAUAUGGGGUACAUGAGUGGAAAAAUCCUGGAAGAGUUUCAGGAGAUCUUAUUUAAGGAUGGAAGAUGAAAGAUGAAGGGUAGGAGGGAUAUCCCAUUUGUGUAAAGUGUCGAAGUUUAUUUAUCCGGUGUAUCCUUAAAGCUCACGGCGAAAAAUUACAUACCACGCUAUUGUUGUCGUCCUUUUUUGCUUUUUUUUGUUUGUUAAGACAGACGUCACAUUUUUUUCCUUUUUCCCUCUAUGGUGGUUUGGUUAUUUGCGGUUACUUUUUUUUAUUAUCUUACGAGUUGACAUGGUGUCAUUUGUCAAAGAUCAACAUACUAUCAUAGUUACUGUCUCUCAGGUGGUGGAAUAAAACGUCCCUUUGUCUUGUUCGAUAUUGAGAAUGUGAUGUUUUCUAUGUGGCUGUCUAGGUUUGGCUGUUGCUGGAUGGUUAUGCGCUGGCUUACUGGGUAAGAAAACUUCUGACUUGUAGUCUAAGUGCUAAAAUACCUAAAUGAUCUAAAGCUCUACUAAAUCUAUUCCAAACUUACCUAAGUCUGU
Fusarium odoratissimum NRRL 54006 is the source of this 4475-nucleotide messenger RNA. RefSeq lists its product as uncharacterized. Gene Ontology annotation, cellular component: nucleus. Gene Ontology annotation, molecular function: protein binding. The record is from RefSeq and is a predicted model, not a curated record. The transcript has 4 exons. The coding region runs from base 1683 to 3587 and encodes 634 amino acids. NCBI's taxonomy places the organism in Eukaryota, Fungi, Ascomycota, Sordariomycetes, Hypocreales, Nectriaceae. Gene Ontology annotation, biological process: positive regulation of transcription by RNA polymerase II.